AUGUACGGUUUUGUUAACUAUGCAUUGGAGUUACUCGUUAUGAAGGCGUAUGGAGUAGAAGUAUGGGAGACAAUAAAGAAAAAAGCUGAAGUAGCAAUGGAAGGUUCUUUUCUCGUGAGACAGAUAUACGAGGAUGAAAUUACAUACAAUCUUAUCACGGCCGCUGUUGAAGUAUUGCAAACACCUGCAAAUGAAAUACUCGAAUUAUUUGGGAUGACAUUCUUCGAGUUCUGCCAAGACUCGGGGUACGACAAAAUACUUCAAGUCCUAGGAGCUACUCCGCGCGAUUUCUUACAGAAUCUGGAUGGCCUCCACGACCACCUGGGUACUUUAUACCCGGGCAUGCGCGCUCCGUCAUUCCGUUGCACCGAACGCCCUGAAGAUGGCGCUUUAGUGCUCCACUACUAUUCUGACAGACCAGGCUUGGAACAUAUUGUUAUCGGUAUAGUAAAGACAGUUACAAGUAAGCUGCACAACACAGAAGUGCAAGUGGAAAUUUUGAAGACAAAGGAGGAAUGCGACCACGUGCAGUACCUCAUCACUGAAACUUCCACGGGGCGAGUUUCUGCGCCUGAAAUGACUGAAAUUGAAACUCUGUCUAUAGAACCAAAGGUCAGUCCAGCGACCUUCUGCCGUGUCUUUCCGUUCCACUUGAUGUUCGACCGGGAACUCAACAUUGUACAAGCUGGCCGUUCCGUAACUCGUCUUCUACCACGACUCAACCAGCCUGGCUGUAAAAUAAGUGAUGUCUUAGAAACGGUUCGUCCACAUCUUGAGAUGACCUUUGCCAAUGUACUUGCACAUAUUAACACGGUUUAUGUACUCAAGACUAAACCAGAAGAAAUGAGUGGCCAAAUGUUAUACAUCCCUGAAACUGAUGUGGUUGUAUUUCAAUGCUACCCCAGCGUUACAAAUCUUGACGAUUUGACCCGACGAGGUCUCUGCAUUUCCGAUAUCCCUCUUCACGAUGCUACUCGAGACCUGGUGCUGAUGUCCGAGCAGUUCGAAGCUGAUUACAAACUCACCCAAAACCUGGAGGUGUUGACUGACAAACUUCAACACACAUACAGGGAGCUGGAAGCUGAAAAACAGAAAACUGACAGACUUCUAUACUCAGUACUUCCAAAGAGCGUGGCCACGGAACUACGUCACCGACGGCCCGUACCCGCACGGAGAUACGAUCCUGUGACCCUCCUGUUCAGCGGGAUAGUGGGUUUUGCCAACUAUUGCGCCAGGAACAUAGACCAUAAGGGCGCCAUGAAAAUUGUCAAGAUGCUUAACGAUUUGUACACUGCUUUCGAUGUACUUACAGACCCCAAGCGAAACCCUGAUGUGUAUAAGGUAGAAACCGUGGGGGACAAGUACAUGGCUGUAUCUGGUCUGCCUGAAUAUAAGGAAGCUCAUGCCAAACAUAUCUGUUUGUUGGCUUUAGAAAUGAUGGACCUGUCGAAAACCGUUACCGUUGAUGGGGAGCCAGUGGGUAUUACAAUUGGAAUCCAUUCUGGUGAAGUUGUGACAGGAGUGAUAGGGCAUCGUAUGCCCCGGUACUGCCUGUUCGGAAACACUGUUAAUUUGACCAGCCGAUGCGAAACAACGGGAGUGCCUGGAACUAUUAACGUCAGCGAAGAUACUCAUAGGUAA
Messenger RNA from Leptosia nina, 1641 nucleotides. Lineage: Eukaryota; Metazoa; Arthropoda; Insecta; Lepidoptera; Pieridae. The record is from the annotation of a GenBank genome assembly.